This is a messenger RNA of Pocillopora damicornis (cauliflower coral), 1137 nucleotides long. RefSeq lists its product as uncharacterized. Gene Ontology annotation, biological process: cell surface receptor signaling pathway; adenylate cyclase-activating G protein-coupled receptor signaling pathway. Gene Ontology annotation, molecular function: G protein-coupled receptor activity. Gene Ontology annotation, cellular component: plasma membrane. Lineage: Eukaryota; Metazoa; Cnidaria; Anthozoa; Scleractinia; Pocilloporidae. The record is from RefSeq and is a predicted model, not a curated record.
GUGACCAAAUAAGGGUGACGGAGUUCGAACAGAUUUACUUCCUGAUAGAAACUAAACAAUUUUCAUCAACAUAUCAAUAUGGCGAACAACUGCACGUUGUUUUUGGACAAGCAGCACUAUUGUACGGUGAUCUAUGCCGUGAAACAAACCGUGUCUUCGUUGGAACUGAUUGGAAGCUUGUUCGUUAUUUUCAUCAUCUGGUUAUUUAAAACAUACAAGUAUUUCCACCAGCGAUUAAUUCUAGCACUCAGUGUUGCAGCUCUAUGUGGAAGCAUUUCAUUUAUGCUGACAGGUGUCCCACAGGAGAGAGGACCCUUGUGUGAAUUGCAAGCAUGGUUCAUUACAUAUUUUGUACUAGCGCUUCUGUUUUGGGUUUGCUGUAUUACUUUCAAUAUCUGGAGAGCUUUGAGGGGAGACAGAGCCAAACGCUUAGAAAAGUUGUAUCAUUUUGUGUCUUGGGGUGUACCAGUCAUCUUUGCCAGUGCUCCAUUCAGUGAAAAUGUUUACGGACCUGCUGGACCAUGGUGCUGGGUAGCAGGCGAUGUUGAAAAAAGCGCCAUAUGGAGAUUUGCAACAUGCAAGCUAAUUUACGGUGCCGCUGACUCUUUCUCUCCAUUUUUUAUCAGGUACUACAUUCCUUUGUUUAUUUGCAUCAUUGGACUCUUCGUUGCCUAUAUUUACAUAUUUGUUACUCACCGGCGACAGGUCCAACGCUGGGAAGGAAUUCACAGAAUGAAUAAUGCGGCAGACGUUGAACAAAGAAGGGUACUGAUGAACCACAUUAAUUCAUUGAUGGCCUACCCAUUCAUUUAUCUUGUGCUGUCGUUGGCUCCUUUCAUACACAGAGUUUACAACGCAGUUUAUUCAGACCCAAGCUUUGUUCUGAUUCUCCUCCAUGUUAUCUCCAUACCUUUAACAGGAUUGAUUAAUGCUAUUGCAUUUGGAGUGAACAAGGAAACCCUCAACAGACUGAACUGGGCUGAUAUGAAGGUGGCUUUUCAGCAGCAUUUUCCAUCGUGGAACCAAGGAAUGGACAGGUCCAUGGGAGAACAUCAGCUCGGAGAACCGACUCAGUGCACAGAAUUCCCGGGUCGCUCAAAUACAAGAUCUAAUACUAUUAAAUGAGUACUUUUCCUG